Trichoderma virens Gv29-8 is the source of this 999-nucleotide messenger RNA. RefSeq lists its product as uncharacterized. Gene Ontology annotation, molecular function: double-stranded DNA binding. Gene Ontology annotation, cellular component: nucleus. NCBI's taxonomy places the organism in Eukaryota, Fungi, Ascomycota, Sordariomycetes, Hypocreales, Hypocreaceae. Bases 1 to 999 code for a protein of 332 amino acids. The transcript has a single exon. The record is from RefSeq and is a predicted model, not a curated record. Gene Ontology annotation, biological process: DNA damage response; DNA replication.
AUGCCAAAAGCAGAAGUUGGCUCAACCAAGCACUUGAGCAACAAGCUCAAGUCAAAGGGACUUCAGCGCCUAAGAUGGUAUUGCCAAGUGUGCGAAAAGCAGUGUCGCGAUGCCAAUGGAUUUAAGAUGCACACCCAGUCCGAAAGCCACGUGCGACAAAUGCUCGUCGUCGGCGAGGACCCGAAAAAGUUCAUCAACCAGUACAGCGAUGAGUUCUCGAAAGACUUUCUGCAGCUGCUGAGGACGGCUCAUGGAGAGAAGCAAGUCCACAUCAACCAGUUCUACCAAGAAUACAUUGCCAACAAAGAGCACAUCCACAUGAACGCGACGAAAUGGCCGUCAUUGACCGAAUACGCCAAAUAUCUCGGAAAGGAAGGAUUAUGUCGAGUAGAAGAGACGGAAAAGGGACUUCACAUUAGUUGGAUCGAUAACUCACCCGACGCUCUUCGGCGACAAGAGGCACUGAGGAGGAAGGAAGCCCAAGAUCAAGGCGACGAAGAAAUUGAACAGCGCAUGAUACGAGAACAAAUCAAACGAGCUCAGGAGAGCGCCGGAAAACGCGAUGGAGAUGACGAGGAGGAGCCAGAGGACAGGGAACUCAAAAGACAAGAUGGCGAGAAAAUAAAGCUCUCGUUUGGUGCGAAGCCUAAGCCCGAGCCCGAGCCAAACUCUACACAGGACAAGCCUGAAGGAUCAAAAGAUGCCGACAAGAGCGAGGAGACAGAUUCUACCGCGUCAAAGGAGCAACCAAAGCCAGCUACGAAUAAGGGCUUUGGCGGGGUGUCCCUAAAGUUCGGCGAAAAGCCGCAGGUGAAGAACGUUUUUGCCCAGGCAAAGAAGAACGCGUUGGCUUCAGGAUCAAAGAAGGGAUCUGUACUACAGCAGCCCAAGAAAAUGAGCGAGGCCGAGAGGAUCAUGAAAGAAGAGCUAGAGAGGAAGAGACCCAGCGGCUCGGUCGGGUUCGGGAUGCCUAAUGGUAAGAAGCAAAGGAAUAAUUGA